AUGAACGGCAAACGACCCAACGACGCGCCGGCGGAUCCAGCCUCCCCAAAACGCCAGUGCCAUGUUCACUCUCUGUCACUCUCGUUUCCCCCCGACGAGAGGGAGACGCCGGAGUCGACCCGCCGCGGGGCUGUCGACCUUGGAAUCCUGACUGAGGCUCCUGUCUACUCCUUGGCGACGCCGUCCUCUCCCCUCUCCUCCCCGAACUCCACCAUCUUCUCUCCGUUCACUGGCUUCUCUCCGGGAAUUGAGGAGGACAAAAAGCCCGAGUUCCAGUACGACUUUGAUUUUGAUAUCGCCGCCGGAUCCCCAUGCUGGCCCACAAUCCCCCUCCCACCAUGCGAGGACGAGUCUGCCGACCCAGGCGCGCCACCGCCCUGGCCGCUCCCAGCCUUACCGCUCACUCUGAAUUUAUCGGCACUGGCUAUCAAAGACGAUGACGCCCUCUCCACUGCUAGCCUUGACAGCGAGUCUGAGGCUGGUAUUUGGGAGGCGGCGAGUUUAUUGCUCCUUCCGAGGACACGGAGACGGGCUAUGAGCGCGCCGUUGAGGCCGGGGAUUGUUUGGGAUGCGCGGGAAAGGGGAAGGGGUGUGGCUGGUGGGGAGGAUUAG
Molecule: messenger RNA, 612 nt
Organism: Cutaneotrichosporon cavernicola
Lineage: Eukaryota; Fungi; Basidiomycota; Tremellomycetes; Trichosporonales; Trichosporonaceae
Exons: 1
Coding region: 1-612 (203 amino acids)
Source: RefSeq, a predicted model, not a curated record